AUCGGUUUUUCCUCAAGUUCUUUCUAAAGUGCAACCAAAACUGCCUCAAGAACGCCGGGAACCCGAGAGACAUGAGACGAUUUCAGGUGAUCAUCUCGACCCAAGUCGGAGUCGAAGGGCCGCUCCUAGCUGUUUCGGACAAUAUGUUUGUCCACAACAACAGUAAACACGGCCGGAGGGCGAAACGCCUUGACCCGAGUGACCCCGGCGAGUACAACAAAUUGAUGUACUGUACCCUUGACGGAGUGAUGCAUUACAAAGGCCUCUAUCCACCCCUGCCCGUCGCUACCCCAUGCAUCAAGGCGAUAUCGCCCAGCGAAGGAUGGACGUCCGGCGGUUCCACCGUCAUCAUCGUCGGUGACAACUUCUUCGACGGACUGCAGGUCGUCUUCGGGACCAUGCUCGUGUGGAGCGAGCUAAUCACACCGCACGCCAUCAGAGUCCAGACACCACCGCGGCACAUACCAGGAGUCGUCGAAGUGACUCUAUCCUACAAGAAUAAACAAUUCUGCAAAGGAGCACCGGGCCGGUUUGUCUACGUUUCACUGAACGAACCAACGAUCGACUACGGAUUCCAGAGGCUACAGAAACUCAUCCCCAGGCAUCCAGGCGACCCGGAAAAGCUUCCGAAGGAAAUAAUCCUGAAGAGGGCGGCUGACCUGGCAGAAGCUUUGUACAGCAUGCCGAGGGGUGGGAACGCGGGCAUCACCGGCGCGCCCAGAAGUCCGGGUUCCGGUCAUCCUCCACCACCGCCAACGUCCACCUCCGCGACAGCCUUCAACUCUUAUACAGGACAGCUAGCCGUGACCGUGCAGGAAAACGGUAGCGCUAAAUGGACCGACGACGGCGGCUCGGCGACGACGGGAGCCGGGGGAGGUGGCGGUGGUAGCGUCGGAGGCAGUGCGGACGCCUACCGUCAGAGCAGCAGCGUCAGCCCCCGCGGGGGUGGCACUGGUGGUGGCUACUGUGGGAGCAGCGCGAGCACCCCACACAGUCACAGUACCGCCGGAAGCUACUCAGCCGCUACCAACCCCUACACGGUUCCCCUACCCGGAAGUCCAACCCUCUACAACUCCCCGCACGAACAGUACGGCAUUUUCUAUUCGUCCGGCGACGCCAGUGCUUUCGCCCCGGUCCUGAGACCCCCGACUUCCUCGGUCCCGUCGCACUGGCCCACCCAGCAUCACCUCGCUACCGCAGCACAGUAACCGAUAUACUAAUUCAACAACGGUUAGGAGGAGUCGUGGGUUCGCCGUUCAACAUGAACCCGUUUAUGCUGCCAACCUGCAGCCAAGGCUACUCAGCCGCUGGUAGUCCUCUGCUGUCAACUUCCGGUAAAUAGUGUUACGAAAUCUAAGCUUCCUCGAGGAGAGGCGACUCCCCGGUGGAGCGCUGACCCGGAUGAAGCUUAGAAAGUGAACGAGCGAUGAAGAUGGAAGACGAAGUACCCAGAGCAGACGAUCGUGAUAAGUGUGUACACAUAUUAAUGAAAAAUUUGGGAUACAUUUAUUAUGUAUGGAUUAUGGGUACAUGUAUUUAUGUAUAAUAGUAACCAGUAAGAUGAUAAAUUUAUGCUAGUGAUAGCUAGGAAAGUUUCUUUUGUUUCUCUGUUAUUGUUUCACUUUGUUUAUAACGAAGUUUUGAAGUCAACAUUAUUUCGAAGAAUACCAGUGCAAAUUUAUUAGGAUUGUGAGAAGCAACACAUGUAUAGUGAUAACGCGUUAUAUAUAGUAGCGAGUAAGAAAUAAGGAAUAUACAUAUCGCAGCUACUGAGGAGUUAGUAUUUACCAAUAGUUUAUUGUAUCGAUAAAUAUGUAUGCAAAUAUGUAUGUACAUAGGUUUACAGAAAGAUAUAUUCACAUAUGUCAAUGUAUGUAUAUGAAUGCAUCAUAAUUUUAUUACACGCCAUUAUCACAGUACCUACCGUUUCUCUGCUGGUUUUUAGUUUCUUUUGGAGUCGUGUUUUUUAUUUUUAUUUUUUUUCUACAUUGUCCACACAGCAUAAUCUUUGAUAAGUUGUAUUCGUAAAAGAUAAAGGUUUACUAGGUGACGCACACAUACAAUGGGCAUAGCUACACAAUUUGUACAGGAUGGAAUAUUUCUAACCGAAUUCUAAAAUUACUCAAACAGCUAUGAAACGCUGUGUAGUCAGAGACAUAUCGCUUUUGAAACUCUGUAAUUUUGAAUCUAAGAGGAAAAAUACCGAAUGAAUCAGUGACAUAAUGAAAGAGAAACUAGUAAAAAAAAAAUGACUAAUAAA
Diprion similis is the source of this 2260-nucleotide messenger RNA. RefSeq names its product transcription factor collier-like. Gene Ontology annotation, biological process: regulation of transcription by RNA polymerase II. NCBI's taxonomy places the organism in Eukaryota, Metazoa, Arthropoda, Insecta, Hymenoptera, Diprionidae. Gene Ontology annotation, molecular function: DNA-binding transcription factor activity, RNA polymerase II-specific; RNA polymerase II cis-regulatory region sequence-specific DNA binding. The transcript has 10 exons. The record is from RefSeq and is a predicted model, not a curated record. The coding region runs from base 72 to 1208 and encodes 378 amino acids.